Priceomyces carsonii is the source of this 543-nucleotide messenger RNA. RefSeq names its product Arf1p (gene ARF1). The record is from RefSeq and is a predicted model, not a curated record. The coding region runs from base 1 to 543 and encodes 180 amino acids. NCBI's taxonomy places the organism in Eukaryota, Fungi, Ascomycota, Pichiomycetes, Serinales, Debaryomycetaceae. Gene Ontology annotation, biological process: vesicle-mediated transport; intracellular protein transport. Gene Ontology annotation, cellular component: cytoplasm; plasma membrane. Gene Ontology annotation, molecular function: GTP binding; GTPase activity. The transcript has a single exon.
AUGGGGUUAUCGUUUUCAAAGCUAUUUGCGGGAUUGUUUGGCCGCAAGGAUAUGAGAAUAUUGAUGGUGGGACUUGAUGCUGCCGGUAAAACUACUAUCUUGUACAAGUUAAAGCUUGGUGAAAUAGUCACUACCAUUCCAACAAUUGGUUUCAAUGUUGAGACGGUAGAGUACAAGAACAUUUCGUUUACAGUAUGGGAUGUCGGCGGUCAAGACAAGAUCAGGCCAUUGUGGAGAUACUACUUUCAGAACACACAAGGAAUUAUCUUUGUUGUAGACUCAAAUGAUAGAGAUCGUAUUCUGGAAGCUCGUGAAGAAUUACAGCAAAUGUUGAACGAAGAUGAAUUAAGAGAUGCCUUGUUAUUGGUGUUCGCUAAUAAGCAAGACUUACCAAAUGCCAUGAACGCAGCUGAGAUCACUGAAAAACUUGGGCUUCAUUCUAUUCGCCAGCGGCCGUGGUACAUCCAGGCCACAUGUGCAACCUCUGGUGAUGGACUCUACGAAGGUUUGGAGUGGUUAGCCACAAACUUGAAGAACGCAUAA